Messenger RNA from Botrytis byssoidea, 1389 nucleotides. RefSeq lists its product as uncharacterized. NCBI's taxonomy places the organism in Eukaryota, Fungi, Ascomycota, Leotiomycetes, Helotiales, Sclerotiniaceae. The record is from RefSeq and is a predicted model, not a curated record. The transcript is spliced from 2 exons. Bases 1 to 1389 code for a protein of 462 amino acids.
AUGAAGCUCAACUUAACCCAGACAGCUGCCAUCCUCGCAUUCUGCGGAGUUGCUACCGCACAAAACUCCCAGAAUGGCCAAGUUAAUGGUCAAGUCAGUGGUCAAGGUAACAUCGUAGCUCAAGGUGCUGCAAGAGCCAACGGCAACGGUGCCGGUGCUGCUGCAGGCGCUGAUAGCAACAUUGCUAUCCUUCAAGGUAACACCAACAACGGCGGUAACGUCCUCGUCAACCAAGGUAAUGCUUCAUACAUUACUCAAAUCGUCAACGCCUACGCUACCUAUUUGCCCGCACCUACCACUAUCACUCACCAGAACUCUGUCGUUACUGUAACAAAACCAGGAUGGGUCACCAUCAGUGCUUGCCCAACUGGCUGCACCAUCAUCAACAAGGUCGACACACCACCUACCGUGACCCCAGUUGGACCAGUCAUCUCCAAGACAACAGGCCACGCUUCCCCUGUCGCGACCACAUCUGUUAAACUCACAAUUGUCCCCGUUAUUUCAACUGUCAAUAACACAGCAGUUCUUGUUUCCUCAACUGCCAAGAUCACAAUAGUCCCUGUUUCUUCAGUUGCCAAGACCACAAUAGUUCCUGUUUCCUCAACGGUUCAAACCACUAUUGCCAGAAUCACAACAGGACCUGCUUCCUCUGUAGUUCCAGGUAUCGUCUCCGUCGCCGUCCCUAUCUUCAAAAACGGAACCACCACUGCCGCUACUGUCCCAGCUGUUGUACUUACCUCAGCUCGUGUCUCCAAUGGAACCAUUGUUGCUACGGCUGGUUCCCCUGCUCAGACUCAAGCUGGUCAAUCUGGUCCUGCUGGUCAAGCAGGUCAAUCUGGAGCUGGUCAAUCUGGUCAAUCUGCGCCAGGUCAAUCUGCGCCAGGUCAAUCUGCACCAGGUCAAUCUGCACCAGGCCAAUCUGCACCAGGUCAAUCUGCACCAGGCCAAUCUGCACCAGGCCAAUCUGCACCAGGUCAAUCUGCACCAGGUCAAUCUGCACCAGGCCAAUCUGCACCAGGUCAAUCUGCACCAGGUCAAUCUGGAACCGGUCAAUCUGGUCAACCUGGAGUUGGUCAACCUGGCGCUGGUCAAGGCGGAGCUGGUCAAACUGGUCCCGCUGGUUCCGCAGGUCAAGCUGGUCAAUCUGCGCCAGGUCAAUCUGCACCAGGCCAAUCUGCGCCAGGUCAAUCUGCGCCAGGUCAAUCUGGUCAACCUGGAGCUGGUCAACCUGGUCGACCUGGCUUUACUGGCCCCGCUGUAUCAGGCACAACCUCAUCUAAUGGCUCCAGCACUAGCGGCCCAGUCACCUUCCAAGGUGCUGCUUCUGCCAACGGCGUCAGCGCUGCUGCAGCUCUCGCUGCCGUCGCUGCCAUCGCCAUGGCUUUGUAA